Messenger RNA from Maniola jurtina (meadow brown), 6418 nucleotides. RefSeq lists its product as uncharacterized. NCBI's taxonomy places the organism in Eukaryota, Metazoa, Arthropoda, Insecta, Lepidoptera, Nymphalidae. The transcript is spliced from 35 exons. Gene Ontology annotation, cellular component: GARP complex. The record is from RefSeq and is a predicted model, not a curated record. Bases 108 to 6155 code for a protein of 2015 amino acids. Gene Ontology annotation, biological process: retrograde transport, endosome to Golgi.
AGCGUCAUCAUGACAAACAGGGGAUGAGAAAUGUCAAAAUUGUUGUGUGGUGUUGUGGGCAAAAAUUUUAUUAAAAUCCUAAUUAAAUCUUUAUAUGUGAAAUAAAAAUGGAUUCGAAUGACGUUCUGGAGGACAAGGACAGCGGGCCCGAGGUGCAGCUCAACUUGCCGGGCUCCGUGUUGAGCCGCAUCGAAGAACUGAUGGGUGGAACUGAGCAGUUUGAUAAUGAAGAAUUUGAUGCAGUGGCGUACAUAAACCGCGUGUUUCCGACGGAGCAAUCACUGUCAGGUGUGGAGUCUGCAGCAGCACGCUGUGAGUACCGCCUGGCGAGCGUGCAGCACGACAUCCGGCGCCUGGUGCGAGCGCAGCACGACCAGAGAGUGGCCGGACAUCAGGCCUUAUUGGACGCUCAGCAUUGUAUCAAAGAACUGGCCUUGCAGGUGGCAGAUAUAAACAAGAAAGCGGAACGUAGCGAGAGCAUGGUGCGUGAGAUCACAGCCGAGAUCAAGCAGCUGGACUGCGCCAAGUGGAACCUGACCGGUGCUAUCACCGCGCUCAACCACCUGCACAUGCUGGCCGGAGGGGCAGCCUCGCUCAGGAGUUCCGCCCAGAAGAGACAGUACAAGGAGCUGGUGCUGCCACUGCAGGCUAUCAUGGAGGUGCUGGAGCAGCUGCAGCUGUACCGCGACAUUCGCGAGCUGAACGUCUUACGCGACGAGGUUCACUCCAUCCGCCAGCAGCUCGCCACGCAGAUACUCGCUGACUUCAAGGAAGCUCUCACUGGCAGCGGUAAAAGCAACAUAUCACACCGCACGCUGGCAGAGGCGUGCGCGGUGGUGGACGCGCUGGAGCCCCGGGUGAAGCAGGACCUCAUCAAAUGGUUCAUUAACACGCAACUACAGGAGUACGAGCACCUAUUCUCCAGCGAACAGGAGUGUGCGUGGAUCUCCUUCAUCGAGCGUCGCUACGCGUGGCUCAAGAAGCACCUCUUGAGGUUCGAGGACUCCUUAGCCGUCAUCUUCCCGCCCGCCUGGAGGCUGAGCGAGCGACUCACGCAUCGCUUCUGCAAGAUGACGCGCGCGGCGCUCGCAGACAUAAUGCAGUCGCGUCGCAACGAAGUGGACGUUAAGCUGCUGCUGUACGCCAUCCAGAAAACGUACAACUUCGAGCUGUUGCUGCACAAGCGAUUUGUCGGUACGGAGCUGGGAGAGGUGGCGGACGAGGAGGUCGCCAAGCUAGCCUUCGACGAGGAUGACAACGAGGAGAAAGAGUCGAGUACAGCGGGCAAAGGCUCCCCCUGGGUGGGUCUCAUCGGCGCCUGCUUCGAGCCGCACCUGUCGCUGUACAUCACCAGUCUCGACACCAACCUGCGCGCCCUCAUGGACAGGUUCACGCAGGACGCGAAGACGGCCGACGUGUCGAGCGCGGCGAGCGUCGGCAGCGGCGCGGGCGCCGUCAUGUCGAGCUGCGCGGACCUGUUCUUGUUCUACAAGAAGUGCCUUGCGCAGUGCGCCACGCUGUCCACGGGGGAGCCCAUGCUGGAGCUGUCCGGCGUGUUCGGCAAGUACCUGCGCGAGUAUGCCGGUGUACUGCAGGGAGCGCUGCCCCGCGCGGCGCCUGCGCCUGUGCUGGGCGUGCCGUCGCUCGUCACCAACCUGCACACGCUGCUGCGCGACGACGCCAACACGCAGAGAUACACGAAACAAGAGAUCUCCAAAAUAACCAGCGUCAUAACUACCUCGGAGUACUGCCUCGAAACCACAAUACACCUGGAACAGAAGCUGAAGGAGAAGAUCACCCCGCCGCUGUCCGACAAAAUAGACCUCACGCCUGAGCAGGACCUGUUCCACAAGAUGAUCAGCAACUGCAUCCAACUCCUCGUCCAAGACCUGGAGCUGGCCUGCGAGCCGGCGCUGCAGGCCAUGACCAAAAUAUCCUGGCUCCACUUCGACAACGUCGGAGACCAAAGUUCCUACAUCACCCAGAUCAUAAUGCACUUAAAAAACACAGUACCAAAUCUGAGGGACAACUUAGCGUCUUCCCGAAAGUAUUUCACCCAAUUUUGCAUCCGUUUCGCGAAUUCGUUCAUCCCAAAAUUCAUCCAAAACAUAUACAAAUGUAAACCGAUUUCCACGGUCGGCUCUGAACAACUGUUACUAGAUACCCACAUGUUGAAAACCGCUCUAUUGGAACUACCCUCGAUCGGGUCCGAUGUUAAACGCCAAGCUCCGACUACGUACACCAAAGUUGUCAUUAAGUUAAUGACUAAAGCCGAAAUGAUAUUGAAGUUAGUUAUGGCGCCUUUGGACAGUAAUUUGGAAGGUUUCGUCUCUCAGUUCCUGCAGUUGCUGCCGGAAAGUACGGUGGCGGAGUUUCACAAGGUACUGGAUAUGAAGGGAGCAAAACUGUCCAAAACGCAAAUGAGCUCCUUGGAUGCGUUGUUCAAACAGAUCAGUAAGAAUGCUAAUAAUGAGAUACUGGUUGUGACAAUAUUAGCGAUAUUCGAGCAAUGGCGGGGCGGGAAGCGCUCGGCGCGCGCCCAAACCUCCGACCUGGAAGAUGUUUACGAGAGGGAAAUCUUGGAGGAUGAAGCGAGGAUCAUGCCAGGGUUAGGGGAAGGAGGUGUCGCCGCGCACCUCGCCGGCGAGGCGAAGCGGCUCGGCGAGGAGUCGGAGAAGAAACUGGCCAUCAACGUAUAUCUGAGCGACAGGAUAGCGUACAAUAGAUCUUUAAAAGAUCACCGCAACCCGGCAUGCUCGCGGGUGGUGUACGACGCGGAGCUGCCCUCUGCAUCAGUGAUCCUGAUCUUCCACAACGAGCCCUACUCCGUGGUGGUGAGGACCAUAUGGAGCGUCAUCAACAGCGCGCGGAGAGACCAGCCGUGGUACCGGAAGGCUAACUAUGUGGACAGGGAGACUGGGAGGACUAUGACACUGGGUUACCCCGGCCAAGACCCUGCCUCUCCGUUCGUGUACUUGAAGGAGAUCAUCCUGGUGGACGACAACUCCACGUUACCGGAGCUGAAAGGGAAACUCAGCCACUACGUGCGCACGAGGCUGCCGCCCGACCUCAUCCGCAUCCUGAGGUUACCUGACCGGGUAGGCGUGACCCGAGCUCGCCUCGAAGGCAGUCGUGAAGCCCGCGGCGACGUCAUGGUGUUCCUGGACUCCCACUGCGAGGGUAGCACGGACUGGCUCCGACCCUUGCUGCAGAGGAUCAAGGACGAGAGAACUGCAGUAGUGACUCCCGUCAUAGACCUGAUAGAACAGGGAGAUUUGGAGUACUAUGUUGGUGAUAAAGUCAAGUUUGAGCGUUACAAUGUUCCCCGUGCGUACAACAGCGUGGGGCUGACGCGCGCGCGGCUGGCGGGCGCGCGCGCGGCGGCGGGCGACGCGCUGGUGUUCCUGGACGCGCACUGCGAGGCGCAGCGCGACUGGCUGCGGCCGCUGCUGCAGCGCGUGGCGCGCGCGCCGCACGCGGUCGUCGUGCCCAUCAUCGACGUCAUCGACGCCUCCAGCUUCUACUACAGCGUGCAGGACCCCGUCACCUUCCAGGGCCUGAUGCUGGCGCGGCUGGCGGGCGCGCGGCUGGCGCGCGGCGACGUGCUGGUGUUCCUGGACGCGCACUGCGAGGCGGGCGCGGACUGGCUGCGGCCGCUGCUGCAGCGCGUGCAGCACAAGCGCGACGCCGUCCUCACGCCGCUCAUCGACGUGCUCGACCAGACCACCUUCCAGCUGGACGCCGCGCAGCACUUCCAGGUGGGCGGGUUCACGUUCAUGGGGCACUUCACAUGGAUCGACGUGCCGGAGCGCGAGAAGAAACGACGCGGAUCCGACAUCGCUCCCACAUGGUCGCCCACCAUGGCAGGGGGUCUGUUCGCCAUCAACCGCGCCUACUACUGGGAGAUCGGCGCCUACGACGAGCAAAUGGCGGGCUGGGGCGGAGAGAACCUCGAGAUGUCCUUCCGAGUGUGGCAGUGCGGCGGCACGCUGGAGACGAUCCCGUGCUCGCGCGUGGGGCACGUGUUCCGCAGCUUCCACCCCUACGGCCUGCCCGCGCACUCCGACACGCACGGUAUAAACACGGCGCGCAUGGCGGAGGUGUGGAUGGACGACUACGCCGAGCUGUUCUACUUGCACCGACCCGACCUCAGGAAAAACCCCAAAAUUGGCGACGUGACGCAUCGGCGCAUUCUUCGCGAGAAGCUCAAGUGCAAGAGUUUUCAAUGGUACCUGGACAACGUGUACAAGGAGAAGUUCGUGCCCGUACGGGACGUGUACGGGUUUGGGCGGUUCAUGAACCCGGCGUCGGGCCUGUGCCUCGACACGCUGCAGCGGGAGGGCGAGGCGGCGCCUCUGGGCGUGUACGGCUGCCACGCGCGCCUCGAGGCCACGCAGUACUUGGCUCUGUCGCUGCGAGGCGAGCUGCGCGACGAGGAGAAGUGCGCCGAGGUGCAGUACAAGAGGAGCGCGGCGGGAGAGGACCUGAGCCGGCGAGUGCUGAUGGUCACUUGCCACGGGAAGCAACGCGGACAGAAAUGGCGCUAUUUACCGACGGAGCAACUCCAGCACGCAGAGAGCCGGCUGUGUCUGACCGCGACCGGCGCGUCCGGCUCCGACGCGACCGUCGCCAAGUGCCGCGACUCGCCGCGACAGGUGUGGAAGAUCGACUACAGCGAACUGAACGACUUUGGCAUGAACAACGCCAUCGAGCCGAGCGAGCAGGAGCUGAGGUUGCAGCGACUGCGCGGCAACCGCCGAAUAUCCCGCUCGCUGCUGUCCUACACAGACGAGGACGGCAACAAGACCCGCCGCCACCACCACAAGAACAAGAAAAGCAAGACAAGCAAGAACAAGAAACACAAGCACAAGAAAGACAAGUUCAUCCUCAAGCUGAUACGGACGAAUGCCAACAACACAGAGGAGCACCUGGAAGUGGACGUGUACUGCAGGCACAAACAGCUGUACCCCAACAACAGCUUCGUGAGAGACUUGGUCACUGUUCUCAACGACAAAGAUAUCAAGGUAAUCAACAACGGGCGCGUGUUCGAGCACAACCGCGUGUUCGAACUAGCGAAGCGUGAGCGGGUACAACCCGGCGGCACUCUCGCCGGCAUGUCGUCACCGCCACCGCACCAACCGCACAUUGAGCCGAUAGAGCCAAAAACUCAAAAGAAGAGAAAACCUAAGAAGACCAGCCACCUCCAACCUCUCAACGUACUAUCCGCUGUGGAUUCCAUAGACAAAAUAGCCAGAAUAGACGAGAACGACGCCAUAGACAGGCAAGACGCGACGGAGGAACCGCUGGAGAAGAAGAUAAUCAUCGAAGACUUUGUGGAGGUGAAACCUAGCACCAUCGCUACGCAGCGAUCGCCGAAAAAACGAAAACGUAUUCGACCGCGAGUCCCCGCAAGACCCACCGAGUCUCCGUCGCGUUACAGCGAGGCGGGACCUGAAUGGCAGGACUCCAUGAAGAUGGAGCGGGUGUCUUCCUUGGAAGACGCGCCUCUGAUGAGUGGAGAGAGACGCGCGGACCACAGCGGCGACUCGUGGCCCGUCGGGGAGUCUCGUCUCCGCAGCAACAGCACGCGCGCGCUCGCAAGGGCCCGCACGCGUACGCGCGCGCCGCGCCACCGUAGCGCUGUACCCGUGUUCUCUCGCCCACAGGAGGUUGACAACGAGUUGGCUGAUGAGGCGAGCGCUGAGGAAGCGGACAGGACGCCAGUGAAGGUGGUGAUGAGGAGCAACCUCACCUUCAACCUGGGCGACGAGUUCUUCCGCUGGCGGCAGCGCACUGCGGACGAUGUCGCCAAUCUACUCGGCGAGCUGGUCAUCCCGGCGAACACGCCCACGCACAAACACACCAGCGUCGAGACCGACGACGCCAACACACACACACACGACACACACAACAAACAGGACCUAACUCACGCAGAUACAGACACAGAUGACGAAACACACACACAGUAUAGUACAGACAACGACAUAGAAAAAGAGUUGCAUAGACAACAGAGUAAGAAAGAGUUUAGAAAUAAAGAGAAGAGUGGAAAAGAGUUGAGAGAAGAGAGUGGGAAUGACGAAUUGUUGACGGGAAAAGGGAGAAGUAGAAUCGUUACAGAGGAGUCCUCGUCGUCAGAGAGUGAGGGAGAGGAAUAGAUUAUAUUUGCACGAGAUUUUGAUACUAAUUUGAAAGGUACUACAGCUUUUAUAAGAUACGAUGUAUCUGUGCAGAAAUAUUAUUUUUGAACGGCGCGCAAAUACAAGCUGAAAUUUUAAUGGUUGUCUUCCCACGACAGAACGAUUUGCCUUCAAAAUUUAACUCCUUUUGGUGUAAAGUGCUUUCAAAAAUAUCCGUGGUGUUAUAUGUUUGACGUUUGUAUCUGUGUAUCUGUCUGUGGCAUCGUAGCUCCAAACAAAUG